AUGCACAUCUACAAUUUUAGGCUGAAAGCAGAGCAUGAGGAAGAAACGCGCAGGCGUCGGCUACAGAUCUACGUGUGCGUGGCGCGCUGCAUCGCGUACAAUUUCAACGCCAAGCAGCAGACGGACAUCGCCAAGCGAUUGCCGAAGGUUACCAAGCAGGAGUUGGGCCGGAUCAAGGAGCGAUUCGGCGCCUUUGUGCGCGGCGAAAUCCAGAUCGUGGUCGAUGAGGCGUUCACGAACGUCGUGCAGUCGUUCUCCGAGGUGUUGAACUCGGACCGGACAUUGAACAUGGUGUUGGCCGGCGGUUUUUCGGCCAGCGACUUCCGUGAGCUGUUCCGCAAGAUAAUCGAGAAACGGCUCAAGGAGACGGUGAUCAACUCGUGGAUGGCCAAGUUCGAGUACAUCUACCACAGCGAGGAGGAAAACGUCGGCCGCAAAUCGAAACCUCGCUGUGCGCAGAACCCGAACGCCGACGCGGUGCUUAGCAACGAACAACUGUACGACCUGUUCCAGCAGAUCCUGGGUGUGAAGAAGUUCGAACAUCAGCUGAUAUUCAAUGCGCUACAGCUCGAUAAUCCAGACGAACAGGCGGCCGUAAUUCGGCGAGAAUUAGACAGUCGCAUUCAGAUGGUUCAAGAAAUGGCCAAGGACCGCAAGCUAAUGCCGAAAUUUGUAGUUAAAGACAUGGAGACUUUGUACUUGGACGAGAUGCGUUCUGCCGUCAAUUUGUUAGUGUCCAAUCUGGAGUCAGUGCCGGUCAAUCCAAAGGGUUCUUCGUUGUCCAAAAAGUCAUUCCGGGCCAGAUCUCGUUCCAGGUGUUGUCCAUAUCACACCGUUUUCAUCUUACCUUUCAUUCUUCCUUUAGGACGCGACACUACAACAGCCAGGACGCAUUUCUCUUCAACAGGUAAAUGAAA
Soboliphyme baturini is the source of this 917-nucleotide messenger RNA. Lineage: Eukaryota; Metazoa; Nematoda; Enoplea; Dioctophymatida; Soboliphymatidae. The record is from the annotation of a GenBank genome assembly.